Molecule: messenger RNA, 2045 nt
Organism: Aphanomyces invadans
Lineage: Eukaryota; Oomycota; Saprolegniomycetes; Saprolegniales; Verrucalvaceae
Exons: 13
Coding region: 18-1958 (646 amino acids)
Biological process (GO): GPI anchor biosynthetic process
Cellular component (GO): membrane; endoplasmic reticulum
Source: RefSeq, a predicted model, not a curated record
GGUGGGUUGAUCAGGACAUGCCGGCGGCGCGGAUGGACAUCUUGUGGCCGGAGAAGUCGGACGUGUCGUUCGAUGUGGGCAAGCAAAGCUAUGUCAUCGGAUGGCGCGUUAAAGAUUGCCUUAUUUGUGUCGCGACUGUGCUCCCCAUGGCCGAAUGUGGUGCCAGCAAGCUUGAACAGGAAGUGGCAAGCCUGUCGAAGCGCUUCGGUUCAAGAUCAAACGAGAACUCAUCGCCUCUGACUGUCCUGGGCACGAUCUCACCUCCUCAAGUGCAUGCCAACACGCCUGCAUACAAUGGGCGACCGUUCUGGGUCGACAUGGCCUGGAACAGUGAUCAUCUUCGCCCAGUAGUUCGUCAAAUUCGAAAGCACGGGAAUCCCUGUACCGUUGCAAUGUGCCACAUAGUCCUGUACGACGCCACGUUCUCAAGACUCCAGCGAUAUCGUCACUUGACCAUUCGAAAGCGAAAGCGUUCCGGUGCGUCCGACACCAACGAAGCCAUGAGCCCCACGCCCCUCCAGACAGCCAUUUUCCACCUCAACCAUUCCUCGGACAUCGAGCAGUGCCUUCUCGGCAACAGUCGGCGAGACCCACCAUCAUUUUUGUCCAAGCUUCAAUCCAUGCUGUGCUGGCCAUUCGUAUUGAUGUUCAUGCUGUGUCGACCCGCUUGCCACUUCUUCAUGUGCCUUCUAAGUGUCCGCUUUCCAUCGCGCAUGCCGUUGUAUGGCGGCCAUCAUGUCAAGUCGUUGUCGCUCUUUCUCCGACUCCUGAACCGACGGGUUGCCAUGGUCGCCACCAUCGCUGAGCAAUACGUCAAGUUCAAUCGCGAAUACUAUUCCGACACACCGUUCCACGUCCUUGAGAGUGGAUAUGCCGAGUACAUGAGUGACCUGGCGUUCUUCGUCCUCGAUCUAGUCGGAGGGUACUUGUAUCGCUCCGUCGUGCCCACAGGCAUCGUCUACUUUCAGCAAUCUAGCCAUUCCCACUUCCGCACGCUCAAAGCACAGGUCACGUGGCUCGUGGAUGCUCCGGCUGGGUUCAAGAUCAACGUGGCUUUGGCGUCCAGCUUGGUCAAAGGCAUCCACUUGAUGGUGGACGUGGCGCAGUAUGCGAUUGACGGCCUUUCUCCGUAUGUGGGCACCAUGCUCUGGGUUGCGAGUGCGGCAAGUGUGCUCGGGCUAUCGGUCCAGCUUGGAUUGCUCUACGACUUUGUCGAGUUUGGCACGAUGCAAACGUACUACUUGUACUUGUACUUUUCCAAGCUCCACCGCGUCCAGUUUGACUUGCUCUCGUCGCUAUGGAGGCUCUUCCUCGGCAAAAAGAAGAACCUCCUUCGGAACCGCGUCGACUCGUGCGAGUAUGACGUCACGCAGAUGUUGGUUGGCACGUUGCUCUUUACGAUUUUGUUUUUCGUCGUCGCCACCAACUCGGUGUUUUACUUGUACUUUUGCCUCGUCCGGUGCGUGGUGCUCGCGAUUCAGACCACGCUGUGGUGUGCAAUUGUGUUUUCCCAAACCAUCCCGCUGUACUCGGUGGCGCUGUGGCUCCAAGACAAGUUUCAGUUCCCGGCCGACGUGUACGUGCGCCCGGUUCGUCUUGCCGACGCGCUCUCGAUUGCAUUUCCCAAUGUGCACAAGUCCAAUUGCUUCGUCGACGACGACUUCGCUCCCACCGAACCUGCCUCUUUCAACUAUGGGGCGACCAUCCCGACGGCGUAUUUUACAAUGCAUCCCGUCGCGCAGUCGUUUGGGUCCCUCUUUACAAGAGUCUCCGAGUACUCGGGCGCGUUGGCCGAGCACUACACGGUGGGCAAGUUCCUGCGAUGCUUCCUCUUGGGGGAGUACAUUCCCGCGCUUGCAUUCGACGACACGCCCAUGCGAAUGGACGAGUCGACUUCCAUGUCGUCCCUGACGACUGCCCAGCUCUACGAAGCCCUGCGCGCGUGUCGCUGGGAGUAGCAGUUGGCCCAUUUUCGUGAUCCCCAUGGAACCUCCAUAGAAAUCGUUGUGAAUACAUGUCUCGCGUGAUGCCCGGCACGAGCGAAC